This is a messenger RNA of Haliotis rufescens (red abalone), 896 nucleotides long. RefSeq lists its product as uncharacterized. The record is from RefSeq and is a predicted model, not a curated record. NCBI's taxonomy places the organism in Eukaryota, Metazoa, Mollusca, Gastropoda, Lepetellida, Haliotidae. The transcript is spliced from 4 exons. Bases 151 to 648 code for a protein of 165 amino acids.
AAGACGGGAAUUGUGGGAGUUGGUUGCCAUGAAACUGGUCAGUCUUGGAGGUCAUUCAAGUGGACACACGUCGAUCUGUGGAGUGCUCACGGUCCCAUCUUAAAUUUACUGCAGUUGAUAAAUCCCCUUCGCUCCAUCAGCUGAACAAGCAUGGCGGACAUAUUGACAAUGAUUGACAUCAUCUACCCAAAGCUCCGUAUGUUCACGGACGGAGCAAGAACAGCCGCACUCAUCAUGUACAGAUUGAAAUAUGGCAAGAAACAGCCACAACACGACUAUAUGGUGGAUCCAGAGGAAGAUAACUCUCAUUGGGGUCCAGGGGGAGAUGACUCUUGGCAAACUUGGGGACCAGGGGAAGAUAACCUUCACUGGGGACAAUGGGAAGACAUUUUGGAAGACGAGAGGGACACAAGGUUCGAUAACUCGUACACCUCCAAGCCACAGACGAACUGGUAUUCUAACUUGGAUGCGGAAUCUGAGACAAACGUGAAGAUUCCAGAUGACGCAAUCAUUCCCAUCGGAUAUGAAGUAAUGGCGGGUGAUGUGAGAACCGCCAGGAGAAAAUCAGGGAAGAAAUCUCUUCGGUCACGAAUCGUAUCGGUGAUGCGGCGGCUGUCAUUCUGUAUACCAAGAAAAACAACUCUUUAAAUAAUCUCACAAAGCUCCGUUGGAUAAAUCCUAAUAUUAUAUUUGUGAACAGAAACAGUAUUACCUUAUAUUUGAUUGUGUAACGAGAAUUGUAUUUUUUGUAUGGUCAUAAAAAUAGUUGUCUCUGUUAAUGUAGAAGUUCCAUCCCAACUGCCUGUUGAAGAUAAUAAUGUUCUAUUCAAUUGUUACUGACAAUCAAUCAACAAUGUACAUAUUUCUAUAUAUUUGUAUUAUUGUAAAUAAACAAA